Cadophora gregata is the source of this 3264-nucleotide messenger RNA. It is a transcript of the gene VE1, whose product is annotated as velvet protein. Bases 865 to 2523 code for a protein of 552 amino acids. The transcript has 3 exons. NCBI's taxonomy places the organism in Eukaryota, Fungi, Ascomycota, Leotiomycetes, Helotiales, Ploettnerulaceae. The record is from RefSeq and is a predicted model, not a curated record.
GGUCAAGGGUUCACCUCGCUUGCACGCUGCUUCUUCCCUGGGUUUAGGGCCCGCCAGACCAGACCAGCAGCACCCGGUGCAGCCUGGCUUAGGUUCUGGGCACGUCCAGUAUCCACAGUAUCCACACAUACCCGACCAGUCAGCGAUCCCAUCAGCAACGCCCAAGCCCCAAGCCCGCUAGUCCUUCCAAUCACCGAGAAUCCGCUCCACCAGCCCGCCUCUCACUGGCCACCCAACCGUCUGUGGUCCUCCCCAGGCCAGCCAGGUCCUCUCCAGAGUCCCAGUCCCAGUCCCAGUCCCAGUCCCCCGUCAUUAUUCCUCCUCAGGCCACUCAGCUCCCUUCCCUUCCCUUCUCCUCUUCCUGUGACACUUCCCUUCACCUCCCCUCCGCUCCCAGGUAUCACUCGACCGAAACCCUCUUUUCUUGUCGUCUCUCCAACAUCUCAAUCCGACUCGAGACGUCGACGCUCGACAUCGACAUCGACAGCGACAUCACACUUCGUCAGCUCAGCUGUGAACUUGUGCGAAGACCGCGGGAAGGAAUAACUGGACCUGGGAUUGCUGCUGAUCUUUCGACACGAUCCACCGACUCGUCUUCCCCCGACUCGACCCAAACCCAGAGCACUGGCAACCGAACGACGCAGCCGCUCCCAGCCCAAGAAUUGACACGACCUCCCGACGUCGACAACGAUUAUCUUCAAGCACUCCAAACUUCCGGGACAUCAUCUGCCUCGUCAUUAUCUGAAGUCGACCUGGUUGCAUUAUUGCGAAACGUGGAGUCAACCUCGCAAUAUUUAGACCACCAGAACGGCAUCGACAGUUCUAUAAUCCUUUUCCAUCCAUUGAUCAAUUCCGAUAGACAAGAUGGCAUCCGUACCAUUGAGGAAACCGUCGACUCCUUUGACCGUCUCGACGACGACGAGAGUGACGAAGACUGGAAGGACAAUUAGAUAUGAUUUGACCGUAAUCCAGCAGCCAGAACGAGCAAGAGCAUGUGGUUCGGGAGCCAAAUCUUCUGCGGAUCGUCGCCCUGUUGAUCCUCCACCGGUCGUUGAGCUUCGCAUCUUUGAAAAGCUGGCCGAGAAAUGGGAUGAUAUCACAUUUGCAUAUGGUGCCAACUUCUUUCUCUUUGCUACUCUGGAAGUGGCUCGUCCUAUGGCUCAUGGGAGAGUCCAGCAACCCGCUGCUUCUCAGGUUCCCGUCUUGACAGGAAUGCCGGUGUCCGGAAUGGCCUACUUGGACCGUCCAGCGGAAGCAGGUUACUUCAUUUUCCCGGAUCUUUCUGUUCGCCACGAGGGGAUGUAUAUUCUUAGCUUCAACCUCUACGAAGAGACUAGACCGGAUUCCGAGCAGGACAUCAAAGACUCCAAGUCUAUGGGUGGUGUAAUGUCUCCGGAUGCUUCAUUUGAUUGGCGAUUGGAGAUCAAGUCGGAGCUGUUCACUGUCUUUAGUGCUAAGAAGUUCCCUGGUUUGGCUGAAAGUACCAGCCUUAGCCGAACUGUUGCUGAGCAAGGAUGCCGGGUGCGCAUUCGACGUGAUGUCCGUAUGAGACGUAGAGAAGGUAAAAGUAAUGGAGAGAUGGAAGCUCAAGAAGAGGAGUACCGCGCCAGUCGUCCGAUUGAGCAGGAUUCUUAUCAGGCACGCUCCAGGUCGAACAGUGCAGAGGGAUAUCGUUCUGGAGCCCAUUCUCCAAUUGCUCCUGCCGUUCCUGGCGCUCCACCGGGAGGCAAUCUGGGCUGGGUAGACGCACAACGACAACAAAAUGCGCCUCAAUUUGCCGUACCAGGCAAUUUUGCAGCACCUGCUCCGCAGCAAUAUCAUCCUCCCGCUCCUCAUAGUCACUAUCAACAAGCACCGCCUCAGCAUUCUGGAUAUGGACAGCAGCCUCCGCCAACACAUCCAGGGUAUGGAGAGAAGAUCUACCCCUCGUCUGCAGUGGAAAUGCGCCGCGACCGAGACAUGUAUGAGCAUCCAGAGGUCCGAAGAGCUUCUGCUGCCAGCUAUCAGCCACCUCAUCCUUAUCAGCAUGUUCCUGCUCCUCCGGUAGAUUCAAGCUACGGCCGUCAACCCUACCAGAGCUAUGCUCCAAGCCCAGUGAUACCCGCACAGCUACCGCCGUUGAGGCAAGAGAAUCUCGAGAAGCGUCACAGCAUUGCUCCUCGUCCAGGAGCAAUUGAACCAAGUAGCCUUGCUCCGAUACGCAGUCCGACUUACGAGAGAAACGAGCGUCCUAUUCCUGCCCCACUACAAUAUGCUGGAACACCACUUGCACCUGCACCGGCACCGCUCACUCCAGCAACCCCAACAGAGCCCAUGAGGAAUGGCAUCAAGAGACCUUACGGCAGUGUCUUCAGUUCAUCCGCAACUGAAGAGCCUCUUCACAAUGGCAUGCGUCCUGGUAGCUCGCAAGGUGAUAAGACAAAGAUUGAUGAGGACGAGGAUGAUAUAGAGCUUAUCGGCGGCAUGGUCUACAAACGUGCUGACGGAACCGACAACCAAAGACACCUGCCCCAAAUGAACUAGGCAUCCGCCAUGGCAAAUACCUGCCCGUUGCUAAAUUUCCUGGCGUUUGGGUUCAGGCGACUUGUGUUAUACUUAACGGCGUUUUACGGGCGGAGUUCCAUCACCUCUCAGCGCCCUCACGGGCCUUUCAUUCUCAAUAUCCAGCGGCACCAGCAUAUGUUCACGAAAUUACCCCUGAUUACUCAGGUCUUUGAGCCACGACACUAUACAACCAUGACAUUCAACUUUCUUUUUUACCUACUCGCCCUGUCAGAAUGGAGGCCGAAUCAGCAACCCGGCGGGCCCAGACUUCUUUCGUAAAAGCAUACGCAUCAUCUCAUCAACGACCGAAUUUUUCUUUUCCUUCGAAGAUUCACUUAGACACGGGUGGAUAGCGCUCCACCUUAUUGAUUCACCACACACUUAUUCGCGCACGUUUCUUAUGUUACUGCCUUGGGGUUUCUUAGUUGGCUGUGCACUUGCACGUUAGAUUCAAGAACGAAUCUACUGGAGACGUUGGGAGUUCGACUCGACUCUAGGGUGUGGGACUAGGCUGGGUUAACCAUUCUGUAAUUUAGGAGGAUGACUUUCUUGAAUGGAGAGAAACACCUAGGGAAAAGCCAAAUCCACCGUCUGGAAGGUCGUGUGUUACUGUUGUUAUUGUUGUUGUUUAGCUUGGUUUGUUUGAUGGAAUAUGAAUGGGAUGUAUGGGAACAGCUUUUGGAAUUGGAAUUGAAACAUGACAACUUGACAAAAACCCAA